Yamadazyma jaroonii is the source of this 1071-nucleotide messenger RNA. NCBI's taxonomy places the organism in Eukaryota, Fungi, Ascomycota, Pichiomycetes, Serinales, Debaryomycetaceae. The record is from the annotation of a GenBank genome assembly.
AUGAGUUUAUGGGUAGAUAAGUAUAGACCUAAAACAUUAAACAAACUUUCCUUCCACGAGUCUAUAACCAAGAACUUGGGUGCUUUAGCUAGUACUGGAGACUUUCCUCAUUUAUUGGUCUAUGGACCUAGUGGAAGUGGUAAAAAAACCAGAGUUUAUGCAACUUUACAUGAAUUAUUCGGCAGUCAAGUUGAAAAGUUAAAGAUCGAUGUUAAAACUUUCACAACUUCAUCCAACAGGAAGUUAGAAUUUAAUGUGUUGAGUUCUCCUUAUCAUUUGGAGAUCACCCCUAGUGAUAUGGGGAAUAAUGAUAGAGUGGUCAUUCAAGAUUUAUUGAAAGAUAUUGCAUCGACUGAACAAGUAGACUUCACAUCUCAACAGAAAGGUAUCAAGCAUAGAUUUAAAGUGGUUAUAAUCAAUGAAGCUGAUUCCUUGACUAGAGAUGCCCAAGCAGCAUUAAGAAGAACCAUGGAAAAGUAUUCUUCAAAUAUCAGAUUAAUUAUGAUCUCCAAUACAACAUCUAAUAUAAUACCACCCAUCAAAUCAAGAACUUUGUUGGUAAGAAUACCUGCUCCUUCAGUGAGUGAAAUCUCCCAGAUUUUGAAUAAUGUGGCUACCAAAGAGAAUUUGAAAUUCAGUGUUAAUGAAGAAAGUGAAAAAUUAAAAUUGUUUGAAAAAAUUGCUAUCAAUUCCAGUCAGAACUUAAGAAAAGCUUUACUUUGUUUUGAAACCGUAUCCAUGCAAAAUGAAACCAUUCAAUUGUCCACAAAUUUGAUCGAUUUGGAUUGGGAAAUUAUAAUCAAAAAUAUCUCCAGAUUAAUCUUAACUAAUCAAUCAGUAGCCAACUUGAGUAAAAUCAGAGUCAUUUUUUACGAAUUAUUAGCCCACUGCAUUCCUGCCAGAAUCAUCUUGAAAACUUUGUUAUUCGAUUUACUCGAAUCUUGUGAAAGUAAUAAAAUUGAAGAUUUAGUCAGUAUUGGGUCAACCUUCGAUAAUCGUUUAAGUUUAGGAUCUAAAUCCAUAUUUCAUUUAGAAGGUUUUGCUGCCAAAGCUAUGGUUGCUUUGUCUUAA